Messenger RNA from Hypoxylon fragiforme, 891 nucleotides. Its product is annotated as carbohydrate esterase family 1 protein. The transcript is spliced from 2 exons. Bases 1 to 891 code for a protein of 296 amino acids. Gene Ontology annotation, cellular component: extracellular region. The record is from RefSeq and is a predicted model, not a curated record. Lineage: Eukaryota; Fungi; Ascomycota; Sordariomycetes; Xylariales; Hypoxylaceae. Gene Ontology annotation, molecular function: hydrolase activity.
AUGAUGAUGAUGAUGUUCUCGGCCCUCCUCACAACGGGCGUCCUGGCCGGGACGGCCCUGGCAGCCUCGCUCACGCAAGUCUCCGACUACAACAACAACGCGACGUCCAAGGCGCAGAUGUACGUCUACAAGCCCGACAACGUCGUCGCCAACCCGCCCCUCGUCGUCGUAAUCCACUCGUGCCAGUCCACCGCACAAUCCUACUUCCAGAACAGCGCCAUACCCUGGAAAAAGGGAUCCGACGGCAAGGGCUACAUCACCGUGUGGCCCUCCUCGCCCAACAGCGGGACGUGCUGGGACGUAUCCUCGAAGCAGUCCUUAACCCACCUCGGCGGGGGCGACUCCCAGGCCAUCGCGAACAUGAUCCUGUACGCGAUCUCGGAGUACGGGGUUGACGCUGAACGUGUCUACGUGACUGGUGGUAGUUCCGGGGCGAUGAUGAGCAACGUGCUGGCGGCGACGUACCCGGAGCUAAUCAAAGCUGUCUCGCUGUACAGCGGGGUGGCGGCGGGGUGCUUCGUGAGCUCCUCGGGGGGUGUCGACCAGUGGAACAACAGCUGCAGCGGGGGGCAGUCGCGGGCGACGCCCGAGAAGUGGAGGCAGGUGGUGCUGGACAUGUAUCCGGGGUACGAGGGGCCGAGGCCAAAAAUGCAGAUCUGGCACGGCAGCACCGACAGCACGUUGGCGCCGCAGAACUACGAGGAGGAGAUCAAGCAGUGGACUGCUGUCUUCAACGUCACGCAGGAGCCCACGAGCUCGCAGAAGGACUACCCGAAACAGGGGUAUACGACCAAUAACUUUGGUGACACGGUCCAGGGCAUCUACGCUCAGGGGGUCGGACAUUCGGUUCCAUCGAAUCUUACGGCUAGCGAGGAGUGGUUUGGUUUGUGA